GCUUUGCAACCACACGCUACACCACCAUCAUGGCAUCUCUAACUGUGCGUCGAAGGGUCGUUGCAGGGCCACCUACGGGAGCUGGACCCAGGGUCAACGAGCAUGAAACAGCACCCCUCCGACCCCGCCGUGGCAUCAUCAUCACCCCAGAGCCCCCACCAAAGAAUUGGCAGCAGCAGGGUGCCGGAGACCACCUCAGCCACGCCCCGAGGAGUCCCAGCGCCGGGAGGAGGAGCGCCACCACGAGCCAUCGGGGACGGAUCGUCGUCGCCGAAGUUCUUGCACAACCUGAGGGUGUGGGCCUUCGGCGGGCCCUGCGUUGGAGUGCUGCUGCUCCUGGGCGGUCGGCCGACGUCCCUCGGGGUGGCGUUCGGCGUCAUGGCCUGCUACUGCUUCGACCUUGCGGACAAUGCGGGGGGAGCGUUGGUAUCCGUGUGGGGGGCCGUCCUCUGGAGCGCGGGGACCCUGCUGUGGGCCGGCUCUACGCUGGGGCUGGUCCACAAGGCCAACGUCUUGGCGUGCGUCUUGCUCGUGGGCGUGUGGGCCACGCUUCAGUUCGGGACCAUCUACCGCGACGGCCCCGACGCCGCGCGACUCCUGGAAAGGUGGGCGUAA
Ectocarpus sp. CCAP 1310/34 is the source of this 615-nucleotide messenger RNA. Lineage: Eukaryota; Phaeophyceae; Ectocarpales; Ectocarpaceae. The record is from the annotation of a GenBank genome assembly.